AAAGGACAUUUCUCCUCCUCUUGUCAAUUUCGCAGCUUCCAGCUUCGCGAGCUCGGGAUCUCUGAUCUCGUUCGUUCACACACACGUGAGGGCGGUUUCGGAAGGUAACCGGGUCCGUCAUGCUGUGUGAGGCAUAGAUAUUAGAAAGCUAGAUGCCGCCCUGUCUAUUGAUUUGAGCCCAAUGCGGUAUCUAGUUGUGUAUAUCUCUGGUUGGAGGAGCAAAGAAACGCUGCAUCGCAUAGUAAGGAACUGGCUCAGAGUUAUAGAAGUAUUUUGUCGUGUUUAGUUGCAGCCUACAAUGACAGAACCAUUUUCCAUGUGUGCUUACUUACUUCUGGAUCCCUGGCUCUCCAUUUGCAUCCUCCCUGGUGCCAAGCAGUGUGUUCAUGAAGAGUGACGACUCCUCUCUCUAAUCAACACACACACACACACGCACACACACACGCACAAGACGAAGACUGAGGACUCCAUGGAUCAGCAUGCUCCUCCCUCUGAGAACAGAUGGACACCAGAGGAGGCAGAGAUCCACGAGAAACUCAAAUCCACUCUGAAGAGCAAGUUUGAGCAGCUGGUUGAGGGAGUACCCAAUCAGGGAGGCCCCAGACUCCUCCAAGAGAUCUACACAGACCUCUACGUCACAGAGGGGGGAGGAGGAGGGGGGGUCAGUGAUGAACAUGAGGUCAGACGGAUAGAGAGGGCAUUCUGGAGAGAACCAGAAGAUGACCGACCAAUCAAAUGCAGUGACAUAUUUCAGCCCUCACCUGGACCACUCAAGCCAGUCAGAACAGUGCUGACGAAGGGAGUGGCUGGCAUCGGGAAAACACUCUCUGUGCAGAAGUUCAUUCUUGACUGGGCUGAAGGAACAGCCUAUCAGGAAGUCCACUUCAUAUUUCCUCUUCCUUUCCGGGAGCUGAACCUGAUGAAGGAGAAGAAACUCAGUCUGAUGGAGCUCAUUCAACUUUUUUUCCCUGAAGUAAAAAUCCCAAGAAUCUUCAGCAGUUCAGAGCACAGAAUCGUGUUCAUCUUUGAUGGUCUGGAUGAGUGUCGACUUCCUCUAGAUUUCCGCUCCAACCCAAGAUGUUGUGAUGCAACAGAGCCAGUCUCAGUGGAUGUGUUGCUGACAAACCUCAUCAAGGGGGAUCUGCUUCCCUCUGCUCUCCUCUGGAUCACCACCCGACCAGCAGCAGCCAAUCAGAUCCCUCCUGAGUUUGUGAAUCAGGUGACCGAAAUAUGGGGAUUCAACGACCCACAGAAGGAUGAGUACUUCAGGAAGAGAAUCAGUGAUGAGAACCUGGCCAGCAGAACAGUCACACACCUGAAGUCAACCAGGAGCCUCUACAUCAUGUGCCACAUUCCAGUCUUCUGCUGGAUUACAGCAACUGUUGUGGAGAGAACAUCAGAAUCAGAGAGAGUAAAAAUGCCACGGACUCUCACUCAAAUGUACACACACUUCUUGAUAGUUCAGACAAGCAUCAAGCAGAAGUACACAGAGAGAAAAGAGGCCGAUGAAGAGGUGAUUUUCCAACUGGGGAAACUGGCUUUCCAACAGCUGGAGAAGGGCAAUCUGAUCUUCUAUGAGGAGGACCUGAGAGAGUGUGGCAUUGACGUGACAGAAGCAUCAGUGUACUCAGGAGUGUGUACCCAGAUCUUCAGAGAGGAGGCUGGGCUGUGCCACGGGAGGGUGUUCAGCUUUGUGCAUCUGAGCAUCCAGGAGUUUCUUGCAGCUCUGUAUGUGUUCCUCUGCUUCAGCAACAGACAGAGAAACAUACCUGACCAACAGCAAACCUCUCAGCUCUCUGCUCUGUUCACAGCUACAACACUUCAUGACCUACACAAGACUGCAGUGGACCUGGCCUUACAGAGUAAGAAAGGACACCUGGACCUUUUCCUCCGCUUCCUUCUGGGCCUCUCACUGGAGUCCAAUCAGAGUCUCUUAUUAAAACACCUACUGCCACAGACAAGCCAACCACAGAGCUUAGAGAACACAGUCCAGUACAUCAAACAGAAGAUCAGAGAUCAAGAUUUUUUGCAUAGAAGUAUCAACCUGUUCUGCUGUCUGAAUGAGCUGAAUCACCAUGCUGUAGUGGAGCUCAUUGACAGGAGCUCAGGAACUCUGCAUAUAGACAUGCUCUCACCGGUACACUGGGGGACUCAGAGAUUUACCUUCAAGAUGUCAGAAGAGCAGCUGGAUGAGUUUGACCUGCAGAAGCACAUAAAGACACCAGAGGAAGACCAGACUGAACUCCUCAGUCCAGAGGAAGCUCUUCAGAAGCUACUGCCAGUGGUCACAACAUCCACAUCAGCUGUGCUGUACUGUUGUUCCCUCACAGAGAAGAGUUGUGCUGCGUUAUCAGGUGCCAGUUCCACCUGCUGCAGUCUGAGGGAGCUGGACCUGAGUGGGAACAGUGUUCAUGAUGCAGGAGUUCAACACCUCACACACUUCCUCAAGAAUCCCCACUGCAAACUGGAGACACUAAUGCUGGAGGGGUGUUCCCUCACAGAGGAGAGCUGUUCUUAUUUAGCGUCGGCCAUCAGCUCACCCUGCUGCAGUCUGAGGGAACUGCACCUCAUCGGGAAUGAGCUCCAUGAUGCUGGAGUCCAGCACCUCACACACUCCCUCCACAAUCCCCACUGCAAACUGGAGAAACUAGUGCUGGGUUGGUGUUCCCUCACAGAGAAGAGUUGUGCUGCUUUAUCAGGUGCCAGUUCCACCUGCUGCAGUCUGAGGGAGCUGGACCUGAGUGGGAACAGUGUUCAUGAUGCAGGAGUUCAACACCUCACACACUUCCUCAAGAAUCCCCACUGCAAACUGGAGACACUAAUGCUGAGUGGCUGUUCCCUCACAGAGAAGAGUUGUGCUGCGUUAUCAGGUGCCAGUUCCACCUGCUGCAGUCUGAGGGAGCUGGACCUGAGUGAGAACAGUGUUCAUGAUGCAGGAGUUCAACACCUCACACACUUCCUCAAGAAUCCACACUGCAAACUGGAGAAACUAACUUUGGAGCGCUGUUCCCUCACAGAGAAGAGUUGUGCUGCUUUAUCAGGUGUGUGUUCCACCCCCUGCUGUCUGAAGGAGCUGAAUCUGAGCAGAAACAAACUCCAUGAUGAAGGAGCUCAGCACCUCACAACACUCCUGAACAAGCCCCACUGCAGACUAGAGAAACUAGUGCUGAGCGGUUGUUCCCUCAGGCAGAGGAGCUGUGGUCUCCUAGUCUCUGUGGUCGGCUCUCCCUCCUGCUCUCUGAAGGAGCUGAACCUGAGGAGCAACCACUUCACACACACACAGCCCCUAGCCUGCCUCCUCAGCAACCCCCACUGCCAACUACACACACUAGUAUACUAAGGAGAGCUGUGAAUUCUACCAAGCUUGUGACAGGAUUUGAGAUCAAUCGUAGUGAAGGGUCUAAGUAGAGUCCUGAACAUCUGACAUGUUAACAGGAAGUGGUGAUUGGGUCCAGUGCAACAGGAAGUGGUGAUUGGGUACAAUGCAACAGGAAGUGGUGAUUGGGUACAAUGCAACAGGAAGUGAUGAUUGGGGGCAAUGCAACAGGAAGUGGGGAUUGGAUACAAUGCAACAGGAAGUGAUGAUUGGGGGCAAUGCAACAGGAAGUGAUGAUUGGGGGCAAUGCAACAGAAAGUGGUGAUUGGGUCCAGUGCAACAGGAAGUGGUGAUUGGGUACAAUGCAACAGGAAGUGGUGAUUGGGGCAAUGCAACAGGAAGUGGUGAUUGGGUGCAAUGCAACAGGAAGUGGUGAUUGGGGACAAUGCAACAGGAAGUGAUGAUUGGGUGCAAUGCAACAGGAAGUGGUGAUUGGGGACAAUGCAACAGGAAGUGGUGAUUGGGUGCAAUGCAACAGGAAGUGGUGAUUGGGGACAAUACAUUUUCUCUGUUUACUUUGUGUAAAUUAAAGUCACUGAGUCUGUGACUGCUUGAGGACUUUUGUUUAUUUGAUGGUAAACGAACUUGCAAUAGGCGAAUCAUUCACCUAGCAUAGCCAUACCGCAUAGAUGUAGCGUUCACCAAGCGUAGCCAUACCGCAUAGAUGUAGCUAUUCGUUCACCUAGCAUAGCCAGCUAUACCGCAUAGAUGUAGCGUUCACCUAGCAUGGCUAGCCAUACCGCAUAGAUGUAGCGUUCACCUAGCAUAGCUAGCCAUACCAUAUUUUCUGGUGGAGAAAUCGGAAUAUUACAUGUGAAAGAGGGGUCAAGGAAAAUACACACGGCUGAGUAUUAGAUUUUUUAAGUCCCUUAAUUGCUCUAAAAAGCCUUUCAAACGCGUCAAUGAUGUCAUUCAUUAGCAGGGUGCUAGUGUGUUAUGGGCAACAACGACCAAGCCUGUGAGAAACCAAAGGGCCAUAAGUAAUUGUUAAUUCAACUUUCGGCCCAUAACCCAUAUUGAGCUUGCAGAAACUAAAAUCCAAUCUUCGAUUUUUUUAAUGACCAUCAGGUGAAACAGACCAAUUUAGCUGUCUAGCCCCAUAGACCCCCAUUAUUUGAUCACUUGCUCAUGAUCGCCCCUAGUGGAACUGCAACAGGAACUGCAGGUACAAUGCAGGUACAAUGGAGUUAAUAGCGAGUGGACCGGCUCUCCAUAAAUGGGCUCUGACACAGCCCAUGUCAGUCCUUCUCAUGUCACUUCCUGUUGUGUUCUGUUUCCUGUUGUCAUGUCCGUGCAUCGAUGCAUCUUUUUUGCCCUCAGAUAUCCCAUAAUCCAUUGCGCAGCGCAGGUCAAGCUCCACACGUCAUGCAAAUCGUCAACACCCCCCCCUCCCCGAGUCAGGUGACGCCAACUAGUUAGUGCUGUCCAAAUGUAGGUAGGGACGCACACUGAGGAGCAAGCUAACUAAUACGCUACUGGGAAGAAGGUACUACCCAGCGUGCACACUUGACUUCUGGACACAGCCCUUGUCUACCCUUGUUGUGCUUUUGUUCCUUGACCCGAUCCCAUGUCAGUCCUUCUCAUGUCACUUCCUGUUGUGUUCUGUUUCCUGUUGUCAUGUCCUUGUCUACCCUUGUUGUGCUUUUGUUCCUUGACCCGAUCCCUCACCUGAGCCUUGUUCCCUGAUUAUUGCAUUGUUCCUUUCACCUGUGUCUUGUUAGUCGUGUCAAGUUCUGUGUAUUUAAACCCUGUCUCUACUUGAGUUCUUUGCUGGAUUAUUUUGAGUCUUUCAGUCCUUGUCAAGUCUGUAUCGUAAGUGUCUGUGCCAAGUCUUGAGUUUUGACUGUUUUUGGAUUUCCUUUUGCCUUUUGGAAUUUAAUUAAGUUUAAGAGUAUUGGACUAUUUUUGCCUUGCCUGUUUUGUGGGGUUUGUUUUUGCCCUGUCUGAAACCUUAUUUUUGGAACAACCAUUUUGAAGCUGAGCUGACAUUAAAGUCUUUUCCCCUACA
Sardina pilchardus (European sardine) is the source of this 5384-nucleotide messenger RNA. RefSeq names its product NACHT, LRR and PYD domains-containing protein 12-like. The record is from RefSeq and is a predicted model, not a curated record. The coding region runs from base 470 to 3340 and encodes 956 amino acids. Gene Ontology annotation, molecular function: protein binding. The transcript has 14 exons. Gene Ontology annotation, biological process: intracellular signal transduction. NCBI's taxonomy places the organism in Eukaryota, Metazoa, Chordata, Actinopteri, Clupeiformes, Clupeidae.